Messenger RNA from Cylindrotheca closterium, 2244 nucleotides. The record is from the annotation of a GenBank genome assembly. NCBI's taxonomy places the organism in Eukaryota, Bacillariophyta, Bacillariophyceae, Bacillariales, Bacillariaceae.
AUGGGAAAGAAGAAGGGAAAGAAAGCCGACGAUGAGAAAAAGGCCGCUCUCCAGGCUCGAAAGGAAGCCAAAGCUGAAAAGGCUGCAAGAAAGAAACUUGUAAAGCAGUCUGGGAAUGAUGUCCUAGCUGCCACGGAAGACGAGGAACUCGACAAAGUGCUUCAAGCGUACAAGAGUCAAGACAAGGUUGAAAAUGUGGAAAAAGCAACUCUACAAGAUAUUGAGACAGAAUUUCCUCUAGCGAGAGCAAACGCUACCUUUGUAUCUUGUGUGGACGAGAAGAAGGACUACUUCUAUCUUUUUGGGGGAGAAUACUAUGACGGAAUCGAAAAUGUGUUGCUGGACGACUUGCUUCGACUGGAUGUGGCAAAGCAGGAAUGGAAAAGGGUUCUUACAUCCCCUAGACCACCAGCAAGAUGUGCUCACUCGUGUAUAUCAUAUAAACAAAGUCUAUACGUUUUCGGCGGGGAGUUGGCUACUGCUAGUGAAUACCAUCACUACAGAGAUCUCUGGAAGUUUGACUUGAAGACACUAAAGUGGACGGAAAUCAUGGCUAGAAACCCUCCAUCCGCAAGAUCUGGACAUGCAUGUUUUUUAUGGAAGUCAUAUAUGGUCCUCUUUGGAGGCUUCUUUGAAGCUGCUCGAGAGACAAAGUUCUAUUCCGACCUUCACGUCUUUAACUUGCAAACAGAACAAUGGAUGGCCUUGCCAGCUUCGCGACUGUCCAUGAAGCCGGAGCCACGGAGUGCCUGCAACGUUGGUAUAUUUGGUGACAAGGCUCUUGUCCAUGGCGGUUUUACCAAGCUUAAAACAGCAACAUCUACGACAGAAACAAAAGUUCACACGGAUGCAUGGGUAUUGAACCUUUCUCCUUUGCAGCAACAGAAAGCACCAACAUGGGAACGAUGGAUUUCGUCCGCCAAGGGCAACGCUGAACUCAGACCUCCCAAUGGUCGGGCUGGAACAUCGUCUGUGACAUACAAGAAUCGAUUACUAGUUUUUGGAGGCGUUCGUGAUUUUGAACAACUGCAUCACAAGGUGGACAGUAUCUUCUACAAUGACUUGGUGGCGCUUGACGUGGAACGGCGCAAAUGGUUUCCCCUCCGUGUGAAAGAGAAAGCGCAGGGUGGCAAACGACGUCGACGAAAGCCAAAAGAAGAUGGCACGGAGGAAGAAGAGAGUGUUAACGAAGAAGGCGAGGAGAGCAGCUCUGAUAUCGAAGAGGAGGAUGAAGAAGAAGGAGACCCCAACGAUCAAACUGGAUGGGACAUUGACAUGCUCCGAGCAAAUAUGUUUGCAUUUGUGGACGGUGACGGAAACAUUGUAUAUGAAAAAAUUGAAGACCCCGACGCCAAGGUAGAACCAAUCGAAGAGAAGGAAGAAGAGAAGGAGGAAGAAGAAGAAGAAAAAGAGGAGGAGGACGACGACGAAGAGGAAAAGGAAGAAGAGAAAGAGGAAGAAAAGGAGAAGGAAGAAGGAAAGGAGGAAAAGCCGAGGAGUGGUUCAUUGAUUCACAAGAAGAUCGCAUCAUCGUCGGUGAUGGUCUUAAAUCCUGAAACUCAAGCCCCAGAAGCUGUCGAACGAACGGAACCACUGCCGCGAAUCAACCCAUCUCUGUUGGUUCAUGGGAACAUGAUGUACCUAAUGGGGGGUAUUCUGGAGGUUGGAGACCGUGAAAUCACAUUGGAUGACUUCUGGGCUUUGGACCUUCGCAAACGAGAAAAGUGGGAAUGUCUUUGGAAGGGAACAAUGCACAAUCAAGUCUGGAGGGGCGCUAUCCACGAUGAUGAUGACAGUUACAUUAGCACCGGAAGAGACGAUGAUUCAGACGACGACUUUGGUUCCAGUGAUGACGAGGAUGACAUGAUGCAAUCUCCCGAUGACAAGAAAUCAAAGAAGAAUAAAAGAGCAGGACUGAAAGAGGAAAUUGCCGAACUCAAUGUCAAACACAAUUUGGACGACGAGAAUAGGACCCCAAAUCCGGACGAGGCUCUUGCGGACUUUUAUUCGCGAACAUCCGAAUACUGGAACGGGCAGGCAGCGGAAGCUGUGCUAAAUACCGGCGAAGAGCUAUCCAAUAAGGAGUUGAAACGAGAAGGAUUCAACCUUGCAAAAGUACGAUUUGACGAGCUGAAACCUGUGCUUGAUCGGCUAAUGGAGUUGAGCCUGGAGAGGAAGGCAGGAAAAGAAGAACGGAAAUCGAAAGACGACAAGAAGAAAGACAAGAAAAGUAAACGAAAAUAG